AUGUUCCAAGCGAAUUCCAGAAAAAACCUCGCCACCUACAACACCGGGAUCAAGUGCAACUGUCUUAAGUCACGAACCUGCUCGAAUCCGAUUUGCAAGAAAAAGCAGAUUUUUAUCGACGACCUGUUGGACGACGGCUUUUAUAUUGUUUGCGAUCUCGCUCGAGCUGCAAAAUCAAAACCUCCAGCAAUUGUGGAAGCUCUGAUGCACGAAUUCCGACCGGCCAAGCACACAUCUGGCGAGGAAAUUAGUAGCGAUGAGGACGAGUUUGCUGUACCCCGAGAAAUGGAUCCCUGGCUCGCCGCGAAAGUGGAAGAUUUCUACCGACUCCAGAAACGAAAAGCUGCAAAAGAAUAA
This is a messenger RNA of Oikopleura dioica, 357 nucleotides long. NCBI's taxonomy places the organism in Eukaryota, Metazoa, Chordata, Appendicularia, Copelata, Oikopleuridae. The record is from the annotation of a GenBank genome assembly.